AUGGCUGAGGAAUUCGGUAAAUCGGUUGAAGACGGACUGAAACUAUCAAAACGGAUAUACCUGGGGAAAGACAGGGCGGUGGCGCCCCCGAAUCCUCCCUCGCACAUGGAGAAAUCAGCUGCGGUGUAUUUACCAACGGCGCCGAUGGUUUAUGCUGUUAUAACAAACCCGAGGAUUGUGGACAAUCCGGAUAUACCGAGUUACCAGCCGCACGUGCACGGGAGGUGUGACCCGCCAGCGUUAAUUCCGCUCCAGAUGAACCGGAUUGAACUGGAAGCGGAUUCUUAUUUGGAUACCGCUUUCGUUAAAAUCAGUGGAUCCUGGAGGGUUCAUUGUGUUAUGGGAAGUAAAAGCUGUGAUUGCCGUCUUGCCGUUCCUAUGGGCGAGCAGGGUUCAAUUCUAGGUGUUGAGGUGGAGGUUUCUGGAAAGUUGUAUCACACGGAAUUGGUUGCCAUUGAAGAUAAAAAAUAUUUGGAAAAGGAAGCCAGGCUUGAAAAUGGAGGCUAUUUGAAGCCACAUAUAUUUACAAUAACGAUACCCGAAGUUGACGGGGGAUCAAUACUUUCAGUUAAAGUUAGUUGGGUACAGAAAUUACUGUUUCACAAAGGUGAGUUCUCGUUGAUUGUACCAUUUAGUUUUCCGGAGUAUGUCACUCCUCAUGUAAAGAAGCUACCCAAAAAAGAAAAGAUACAGUUGAAUGUGAAUUCCGGUACUGGAAGUGAAAUUGUGUGCAAGACAACUAGUCAUCCUUUGAAGGAAUUAAGACGUGAAGUUGGAAAAUUGGGUUUCUCAUAUGAAUCAGAAGUUCUCACUUGGACAAAUGUUGACUUUACUUUCUCAUAUGCUGUCCCUUUGAAUCAUAUAUUUGGUGGAGUGCUUUUGCAAGCUCCAUCUGUGCAUGAUGUUGAUCAAAGAGAUUUGUUUUGUCUCUAUCUUUUUCCUGGAGGUCAUCAGAGUAAGAAGGUGUUCAGAAAAGAGAUAGUAUUUGUUGUUGAUAUAAGUGGAAGCAUGGAAGGAGAGCCCCUUGAGGGUACAAAGAACGCCUUAUCUGCAGCACUCACAAACCUUGAUUCCAAAGAUUCCUUCAACAUCAUAGCUUUUAAUGGAGAGACUUAUCUCUUUUCCUCGUCAAUGGAAUUGGCCUCUGAAGAAACGGUUGAACGGGCUACUGAGUGGAUUAAUAUGAAUUUCAUUGCUGGUGGCGAUACAAAUAUCUUGGUUCCUCUGAAAAAGGCAACAGAAAUGCUAUCAAGUUCUCAUGGUUCAAUCCCUGUCAUCUUCCUUGUCACUGAUGGGGCUGUUGAAAAUGAAAAACACAUCUGUGAUGUAAUGAAAAGUCAUAUAACAGGUGGAGGAUCAAUAUGUCCACGUAUUUGCACCUUUGGCAUAGGUUCAUACUGUAAUCAUCAUUUUCUGCGAAUGCUUGCAAUGAUUAGCAGGGGUCAAUAUGAUGCUGCCUACCACAUAGAUUCAGUUGAGUCUCGAAUGCAAAAUUUGUUGAGCAGAGUUUCAUCUACAAUUGUUGCAAAUAUAAACCUCAAAGCCUUUGAUGAUCUUGAUGAAGUUGAGGUAUGCUCUGAAUUACUUCAAAUAGACCUUUCUUCUGAAAGCCCAUUGAUUGUUUCUGGGAGAUAUCAGGGAAACUUCCCUGAUACUGUUCUAGCUGCAGGUCUUUUAGGAGAUUCAAGUAAUUUUUCUUUAGAUUUGAAGGUGCAAAAGGCAAAGGACAUUCCUCUUCAUAGGGUCUUUGCAAAGCAACAGAUUGAUCAACUCACUGCACAGGCAUGGUUUUCAGAAAAUAAGCAGCUCGAGGAGAAGGUCGCAAAAUUGAGUAUACAAACUGAUGUUGUUUCUGAAUACACUUGUAUGUCAUUACUUAAGACUGAUGGAAGAAAUCAAGCAGCAGAAUCACCUGGAGGGAAUAAGUUAUCAAAGAGAGAAAGUCCCCAGAAGGUGUCUCAAGGCCAGAGAAGAAUAUUCCUAAGGAACCUUGGUGUCGGUUUUGGCAAUUUGACUGCAACAGCUGAAAACCUUCGUCCAGGAGCUGAAGAGUCGAAGUUGCCCGAGGCAGCAGAAAUUAUCAUUAAGGCAGCUUCAAAUUGUUGUGGCAGGAUGAAAGAAAAAGUAGAGUUCAGCGUACGCAAAUUAUCCGCCUAA
This is a messenger RNA of Dovyalis caffra, 2157 nucleotides long. The record is from the annotation of a GenBank genome assembly. NCBI's taxonomy places the organism in Eukaryota, Viridiplantae, Streptophyta, Magnoliopsida, Malpighiales, Salicaceae.